Messenger RNA from Amblyraja radiata (thorny skate), 1320 nucleotides. RefSeq names its product zinc finger protein 239-like. The transcript has 3 exons. The coding region runs from base 1 to 1185 and encodes 394 amino acids. The record is from RefSeq and is a predicted model, not a curated record. NCBI's taxonomy places the organism in Eukaryota, Metazoa, Chordata, Chondrichthyes, Rajiformes, Rajidae.
AUGGUCCUGCAGGCCGGUCCUCCAGGCGGGUGCGCGGAUCACAGAUGGUCCUCCAACGCAGGCGGGGUGAGCCGAGCGAGGCUGAGGCUGGGCCUGAGCGAGAGACUGGAGCUGGAGAUCCACCGGCGGGUGCACACGGGAGAACGACCCUUCACCUGCUCCAACUGCGGCAAAGGCUUCAAGUCGUCGCCGGACCUGAAGAGGCAUAGGCGCGUGCACACCGGGGAGCGGCCCUACACCUGCAGCGACUGCGGCAAGGGCUUCCUCCUCUCCAGCUACCUGGUGUCCCACCAGCGCACCCACACCGGGGAGCGUCCGUACACCUGCGCCCAGUGCGGCAAGGGCUUCACCCAUUCCAGUCACCUGCUGUCCCAUCAGCGCACCCACACCGGGGAGCGGCCCUACACCUGCAGCGACUGCGGCAAGGGCUUCACCAAGUCCCACAGCCUGCUGGUGCACCAGCGCACCCACACCAGCGAGUGCCCCUACACCUGCGCCCUGUGCGGCAAGGGCUUCACCCAGUCCAGCAACCUGCUGUCCCACCAGCGCACCCACACCGGCGAGCGCCCCUACACCUGCGCCCAGUGCGGCAAGGACUUCACCAGCUCCAGUACCCUGCUGGUGCACCAGCGCAACCACACCGGCGAGCGCCCCUACACCUGCGCACAGUGCGGUAAGGGCUUCUCCCGCUCCAGCAACCUGCUGUCCCACCAGCGCACGCACACCAGUGAGCGCCCAUACACCUGCGCCCAGUGCGGCACGGGCUUCACCCGCUCCAGCACCCUGCUGGAGCACCAGCGCACCCACACCGGUGAGCGCCCCUACACCUGCGCCCAGUGUGGCAAGCGCUUCACCAGGUCCAGUCACCUGCUGGGGCACCAGCGCACCCACACCGGCGAGCGCCCCUUCACCUGCACCCAGUGCGGCAAGGGCUUCGCUCGGUCCAGCAACCUGCUGUCCCACCAGCGCACCCACACCGGCGAGCGUCCCUACACCUGCACCCAGUGUGGCAAGGGCUUCACCAGCUCCAGCACCCUGCUCACCCUGCUGGUGCACCAGCGCACCCACACCGGGGAGCGGCCCUACACUUGCACCCAGUGCGGCAAGCGCUUCACCCGGUCCAGUCACCUGCUGUCCCACCAGCGCACCCACACCAGCGAUCGCCCCUUCACCUGCACCCAGUGAGGCAACGGCUUCACCUGCUCCGGCAUCCUGCUGGAUCACCAGUGCACCCACACUGGCGAGCGUCCCUACACCUGCACCCAGUGCGGCAAGGGCUUCACUCGCUCCUCCAAGCUGCUGUCCCACCAGCGGGUGCAC